Epinephelus lanceolatus (giant grouper) is the source of this 2973-nucleotide messenger RNA. RefSeq names its product fibroblast growth factor receptor-like 1. Gene Ontology annotation, cellular component: plasma membrane. Lineage: Eukaryota; Metazoa; Chordata; Actinopteri; Perciformes; Serranidae. The record is from RefSeq and is a predicted model, not a curated record. Gene Ontology annotation, molecular function: fibroblast growth factor receptor activity; fibroblast growth factor binding.
GGAAAAGUCACUUGGUGGACGAAGCGGAUUACACAGACGGGACCGAGCUGAGUUUUUUAAAGAAAUUAACACAUGAUAUGAGACUUUUAUUGUGGUUCAUGGAAGUUUCCGGUUUUAACCCGCUCGUGAAUCCGUUAUUUUACCUCAGAGACACGCGCGUGCUGGUCCGUUAGAGGUCGGUGAAAAGUCGACCACUGUCACUUCUGAUUCAUGGACUCAACACGGACUUUAGUUCAAAGUAUUUCUGUCAAGAGGCUGACACAAGGUUGACUUCAUUCAUUGAAUAUCCAGAUUAAGGGGACAUGAAGUUGUCUUUGGACAGCAUGGGCAUCCUGAAUAUUGCGCUCUUCAUCUUUGAGGCUGUUUUGCUGACCGACUGCGCCAGAGGACCUCCACGGGUGUCUGAAAAAGUUGCUCACAGACAGACGGCCCGGCUCGGGAGUGCCAUUAAGUUGCCGUGUCCCGUGGAAGGAGACCCUCCGCCCCUAAUAAUGUGGACCAAAGAUGGGCGCAACAUCCACAGCGGCUGGAUCCGUUUCCGUAUCCUCCGCAUGGGCCUGAAGAUCAAGGAGGUGGAGGCAGAUGACACGGGGACCUACAUCUGCAAAGCCACCAACGGCUUUGGUAGCGUCAACAUCAACUAUACCCUCAUCGUCAUUGAUGACUCAGGGUCUGAUAAAGCUGGACCCGCGGCGGCUGAUGGAGCAGAGUCUGAGCUGGGCACUGAUGGCUUGUCAGAAAAGCUUGUACGUCCCCGCUUCACCCAGCCUGCUAAGAUGAGAAAACGGGUGAUAGCUCGCCCUGUUGGCAGCUCAGUGCGGCUCAAAUGCACAGCCAGUGGAAAUCCUCGACCGGACAUUGUAUGGCUAAAGGACGACAGACCACUGACGGAGCAGGAGGUCGGCGAGGGACGUCAGAAAAAGUGGACUCUAAGUCUGAAGAACCUUACGCCGGAGCACAGUGGCAGAUACACCUGCAGGGUCUCUAAUCGGGCUGGGGAAAUCAAUGCCACGUAUAAAGUUGAGGUCAUACAGAGGACAAACUCCAAGCCUAUUUUGACUGGCACUCACCCGGUCAACACAACGGUGGACUACGGAGGCACCACGUCGUUCCAGUGCAAAGUGAGGAGUGACGUUAAGCCGGUCAUUCAGUGGCUCAAACGUGUGGAGUCUAACGAGGAAAGCCGCUACAACUCCACCAUCGAGGUGGGAGACCACCGAUUCGUGGUGCUGCCCACGGGGGAGGUGUGGUCACGACCCGACGGCUCCUACCUCAACAAGCUGCUCAUUACCCGCGCCAAGGAGGAGGACGCUGGCAUGUACAUCUGCUUAGGCGCCAACACCAUGGGCUACAGCUUCCGCAGCGCCUUCCUCACUGUGCUGCCAGACACGAAGCCUCCCAUCACGCCCAUGUUCUCACCAGCCUCCAGCUCCCUCCCCUGGCCUGUCAUCAUUGGCAUCCCUGCUGGAAUAGUGUUCAUCUUUGGCACAGUGCUGCUGUGGUUCUGCCAGAGCAGAAAGCACUGUCCCCCUCCCAGCACUCCAGCUGCGGCUGCACAGGUACUGCAGAGCUCCCACAGGCUGCCGUAUCGAGAGCGAGACAGGGGUUGCGUGGCUCCGUCCUCCAGCUCCUCCAGCCCGGAGAAAGACUGCAUGAACUCCAUGAACUAUGAGGAGUACCUCGCACAGCAGCAGCUCCUCCUCUCCCAGGGAGGACCAACAAUCCCCCCUAAAAUCUACCCCAAAAUCUACACUGACAUUCACACGCACACUCACUCCCAUGUGGACGGGAAAGUACAUCAGCAUCAACACAUUCAUUUUCAGUGUUAGCCUCUAGUGCCAAAUAUCCCCCACUAACUGCUCCAGUAUCUCAGAGGGACAAAGAGUUGUGGACUGAACAGCAGCUCCUGAUCGACAUUCACCUGGCAUUAUAGACUCUUCUUAUAAAUGGAGAUGGUUGGGAGAGUGUGCAUAUGGGAAAAAAGUGGUGGCCAGUGAUCACAUCCAAACUUCCAUAUUUGGUGCUUAUUUUUUUACCUGUCAGAUUCUCACACCACUAAAAUCCAGUAAUCCUUGUUAUGCACUUAAGACAAAAAGGACAAGGACAUUUUUUUUGCGUGUGAGUUGAAUCGCAGCUAUUCAGGCCAGCUGAAAGGUCUUCCUCACCAGCUGAUUUUUGCAUUUUCCUACUUGAGGUGUAGCUGAAAAUGGAGGUUAGGUUCUCCCUUUCACGUAUUCAGCUGUUGGAGCGCAGAGGCUCUGUCCGUUCUGCCUGGUAAUGAAGAUGAAAAUCGUACUCGAGAUUUACAAAAGGGGCUGGUUUUUGUGCCCUACUCAGGUAGUCCUUUUGUUUGUUAAAGAUGCAUUAUGUUUGGAAUGCUGACCACUAUCCUUUAUAUUACCUUUCUCCAUCCCUCACUGUUGCUCUCUGGUAAAAAAAAAAAAAAAAAAGUAGAUGUUUUUACAGCCUUUUUAUGGCAUGCAAACCUUGCCUGAGACUGCAAGGGAUGGACGAAUCGUGUUUCCAUGUUAACUGAAUUGGUCUUCAUUAUUAUUUCAACUAUUUUCUGUAGGUUCCCAUCAUCAGUUAGUAGCAUGUUGAAAUAAACCAGCAGAGGAUGCCACCAUAACCAACCACAGUGUAUGAAGCUGUAGUCAUUUAUAAUCAAAAUGAAUCAUGAAUAUUUAAUUUAUUUUGCUAAAAAAAUGUAUCAAAAGUUUAUUUUUCAGAGUAAGGCGUUUUACAUAUCUAUGUAAUGUUAUUAAAAUAUACUGUUGUUGUUGUGUAUAGUACAUUUUGAGUACUUUGUCGCCCAGUUUAAUCACAUUUAGUUCAUGCCAAUAUUUAGGUAUUUCUGUAUGUAAUUGGUUAUAUUUGACAGUCUUGUAUGAUGUUGUACUCUGUUCAAAGCUCAAAAACCGAACCAUCUAAAGUUUGAUGGUUUGGUAGUUUGAUUAAAUGACCUGAAAUGAA